Molecule: messenger RNA, 1570 nt
Organism: Corapipo altera (White-ruffed manakin)
Lineage: Eukaryota; Metazoa; Chordata; Aves; Passeriformes; Pipridae
Gene: BLOC1S4
Product: biogenesis of lysosomal organelles complex 1 subunit 4
Exons: 5
Coding region: 27-650 (207 amino acids)
Cellular component (GO): BLOC-1 complex
Source: RefSeq, a predicted model, not a curated record
CCAUCCCGGCAGGAGCGGGGGGUGGGAUGGCGGCGGCGGCGACCGGAGCGGGCGAGGGGAGCGGAGCCGAGCUGCCUUGCGCCUGCCCCGGCGCGGACAGCGGGAACGUGUCCCAGAGCCACAGCAGCGCCUCCGGCCUCGGGGAGCCGGAGGACGAGGACGCCUCGGAGGCGUCGCUGAGCGCCACCGCCGCCGCCUACUCCGCGUACCUGCUCGCUGACCGCAGCCUCUUCAGCGAGCAGAUAGAAAGCUUAGACAAGAGUCUAGAAGACUUACUGACCAGAGUGGAUGAAUUCGUGGGAAUGCUGGACAUGAUUCGAAGUGAUUCCUCUCAAGUUGUCAAUGAAAGUAUACCUCAAAUUUACACAAAAGCAGUAGAAAUGAGGCAGAUAUAUAGGAAGAUCGACAAACUAGAGGCUUUUGUGAAAAUGAUUGGAAAUAGCGUAGCUGGACUGGAAGAACGGGUCAUAAAGGCAGAAACAGACCUUGGAGCUUUUCCAAGCACAUUCAAGAAAAUCUUGCACACAAUCAGCAUACCAUCCUUCCUUAAUAAAUCGUCUUCCUCGCGUCAACAACAGACUCUCUAUGAACCUCCAGUCCUCUUCAAGACUGAAGACUAUUUUCCAUGUCUUAAUGAAGCACCUUAUUGAUGAUUUUUGCUUUGGGAUUAAUGUGAAUCAGCCAGAACAGAGACAGCCAAGUGAACAAAAGAAAUGCUAACCUCAAAACAGUGGCAUUUCUGGGCACUAUUGAUGACAUAUUGCCAUUCUGGUUCUCAUUGUCUUCCUUCAGGCAGUAUUUUCAGGUAAUCUUUGUUUGUGUUCGUUAUUUCAAAAAUCUUCCUAAAACACCAUAUAAAUUUUCAGAUUAUUUUGGGGAGAGAAUUUAAGAAUACUUUGCCAUUAAUUUUUUUUUAUAGGAAAAUAAUAGGAAACAUACUUUUAUAUAUAAAUUCUUUAACACGUAAAUGUUUGUGCUGCUGCAAGUGUAAAAUAGCUGUACCACAAGGAUGGUUGUUAUUUUGGGUUUUUUCUAAAUGUAAUGAUGGAGAUGAAAGAAAAACUAUGCAUAAAACCAUCUACUCCAAGGUUUGAAGCCUGGUCCCUGCAGUUUGUACAGAGAAAUGUACCACAUUGGGGUAUACUAUUUGCAAGGGGAGGAAGGGGAAGCUCAUCAGGGAUGUGACUGGAUCAUAGAAUCGUAGGAUCAGCUGGGUUGGAAAGGACCUCUGAGAUCAUUAAGUCCAACUCUUGAUCCACAUGACCUAGUCCCAGUUCACAAAGCAAACAUCCCGCUCCCACUGACGAUCCUCAGAUCACAGUGACCAAGCCUCUGAUUAGUGCAUCAUUGUAUUGUUUGAUGUGUAGCCAGGUGGACAUGAGAUAGAUACAUCUAUAUCUAUAGAUACAUAUAAAACAAACAUGCUGAAAACUUGAGGCAGGGAUGUGCCUGACUGAGCCUUAGUCAGGCACCUCACCAGACUGUUUUCUUUUCCCUCACAACUCUCCAUGUGGUUACUGGGACUUGUUGAUUGCAAUUUAUAUUGUCAAUAAACUAAUAGCUAUCUAAA